Molecule: messenger RNA, 1456 nt
Organism: Falco peregrinus (peregrine falcon)
Lineage: Eukaryota; Metazoa; Chordata; Aves; Falconiformes; Falconidae
Gene: MED4
Product: mediator complex subunit 4
Exons: 7
Coding region: 90-875 (261 amino acids)
Biological process (GO): regulation of transcription by RNA polymerase II
Cellular component (GO): core mediator complex; mediator complex
Molecular function (GO): transcription coregulator activity
Source: RefSeq, a predicted model, not a curated record
CGCCGGGGGCGCUGCUGGACACCCGCCCGCGCGGGCCUGGCGCCGCCGCCGGGACGUGGGUCGCACUGGAUUCCGCGCCUGGCGUUGUGAUGGCGGCGGCGGCGGCGGCGGCUGGGGGAGGCGGGGAGCGGAGCAGCACCCGGGACCGGCUCCUGGCGGCGCUGGAGGAUCUCGAGCUCUUGGCCAGGGAACUGAUUGAAAUUUUGGCAAUUUCUAGAAACCAGAAGCUUCCACAACCAGGAGAGGAAAGCCAGAUCCUGGAACUGCUGAUUCAGAGAGAUGGUGAGUUUCAAGAACUAAUGAAGUUGGCGGUUGAUCAGGGGAAAAUCCAUCAUGAAAUGCAGCUUUUAGAAAAGGUAGUAGAAAAGAGGGAUAAUGAUAUUCAGCAGCUGCAGAAACAACUAAAAGAAGCAGAGCAUAUACUGGCAACAGCUGUUUAUCAAGCAAAGGAAAAGCUGAAAUCAAUUGAAAAAGCAAGAAAAGGUGCCAUUUCCUCUGAAGAAAUAAUUAAAUAUGCCCAUAGGAUCAGUGCUAGCAAUGCUGUUUGUGCCCCUCUGACGUGGGUACCAGGGGACCCACGUAGGCCAUAUCCUACAGAUCUGGAAAUGAGGAGUGGGCUCUUGGGUCAGAUGAACAAUCCGUCCACCAAUGGAGUUAAUGGACACUUACCAGGGGAUGCACUUGCAGCAGGUAGACUGCCAGAUGUGCUUGCUCCUCAGUAUCCUUGGCAGUCAAGUGAUAUGUCAAUGAACAUGCUACCUCCUAAUCAUAGUAAUGAUUUCAUGUUGGAGCCUCCAGGACACAAUAAAGAGAAUGAAGAUGAUGUAGAAGUUAUGUCAACAGACUCCUCAAGUAGCAGCAGUGACUCAGACUAGGUACAAGAGGGACAGUAUCCCUAGUAGACCUUUCCUGUGGUGAAGGUGGGUUGGAUGCUGUUCAUUGGAAACGGCUAUAUCAUUUUGUAAAGCUGGUGGCCCAUGUGUAGGGAGAAGGUACCAGCUGGCUCAGAAAUAGGGUGACUAACUUAAAAUCUGGACUUCAGAAUUUUUUUCCAUUAGAUGUUCAAGUAAAAGGAGGCUUUCUGCUGGAGGAGAGAUGUCAAAUUUCCCGUGAUUAUGUAAAUGUGUGAAUGUGUAUGUUUGAAAGAGAUGUGUGUAUAUAUAUAUUUACUAUACAUUAGAUGAAAAAUGUUCCUGGGAAAAGAGGUGUAAGGGGAAUCCCCUUGUAUGUUUGUUAGUCACUUCACUCUUUUGCUGGUAGCCUUUUCUAUGACACAGAAAUGAGAUGUGAAAUUUGUAAUUUUAAUAUCCUUUUUUUGUUACCGGCUAAAUCAAUGUUUUUGGUCAUCUGUGUGCCGAGAACAAAAAUAUGGCAAUAAAGUGUAAAAAAAAAAAGUUUGUAAUUAUUGUAAUAUAUCAUGAAUGAUUUGUCAUAAAUAAACUCAGCUUUGAUGUAA